Mobula hypostoma (lesser devil ray) is the source of this 1861-nucleotide messenger RNA. Its product is annotated as cytosolic purine 5'-nucleotidase-like. The coding region runs from base 203 to 1861 and encodes 552 amino acids. Lineage: Eukaryota; Metazoa; Chordata; Chondrichthyes; Myliobatiformes; Myliobatidae. The record is from RefSeq and is a predicted model, not a curated record. Gene Ontology annotation, molecular function: 5'-nucleotidase activity. The transcript has 19 exons.
AGAGUUGGUAACGUCGCAGAUGUGUUGCUGUUUGAAGGAAGGGAGCCUUUGCAAGGUGGAGCAGCUGGGGAACUGAUGCUUGUGAUCCACAUUUGAAGCAGCAGCUCUGGAGAGCAUGAACAAGGCCAAGAUCUAUGGGACUCUCUUGGUGUCGUGGAGCAUGGGAAUGAGAUGCAAGCAAGUUUGAAAGUGUGCAAUAGGCAUGGGGAGUGUAACAAACGAAUACUCAGAUCAAAGCAACCAGUCCUCCCCUCAGGAAAAUCACUUCAGCUUCCGGAGUGUUGGGGACUGCCAUCAUAUUGAUUAUCGGCUACUGAAACGAGACUAUCACCACAGAGUGUUUGUGAACAGGAGCCUGGAACUUGAGAAGAUUAAAUGUUUUGGAUUCGACAUGGACUAUACAUUGGCAGUGUACAGAUCUCCGGAGUAUGAAGAGCUGGCCUUUCAGCUGAUGGUAAAUCACUUGGUCUCAAUCGGAUAUCCCCAGGAAUUGCUUCUCUACACAUAUGAUCCAACAUUCCCCACCAGAGGCCUUGUGUUUGAUACACUGUAUGGGAACCUUCUGAAAGUGGACUCUCAUGGAAACAUCUUGGUGUGUGCUCAUGGAUUCAGCUUCCUCAAGGGGUCAGAGAUUGUUGAGCAAUACUCCAACAAGUUUAUCCAAAGAGAUGACAUAGAACGGUUUUACAUCCUUAACACUCUAUUUAACCUUGCUGAAACCUACCUCUAUGCCUGUCUAGUGGAUUUCUUCAUCAAUUGCUCAGAAUACAGCAGCUGUCAAGCAGGCUUUAGAAGCGGUGACCUCUUCAUGUCAUACCGGAAUAUGUUCCAGGAUGUGCGAGAUACAAUGGAUUUCGUGCAUGAUUCCGGGAUUUUAAAGAAGGAAACAUUGGGAAACCUGGAAAAAUACGUGCUGAAGGAUCCUCGCCUGCCGCUGCUCCUGGGUCGAAUGAAAGAACUGGGGAAGAUUUUCCUUGCCACUAACAGUGAUUACCCUUACACAAACGCAAUAAUGAACUUCUUGUUUGACUUCCCAUCUGGGCCGAAGCCUGGCACCUCACACCGCAGCUGGCAUACCUACUUUGACUUGAUUGUGGUAGACACGCGGAAGCCUCUCUUCUUUGGAGAAGGGACUGUCAUCAGGCAAGUUGACAAUGAAUCAGGAAAGCUUCGGAUUGGCACCUACACGGGCCCCUUGCAACAGGGUGUGGUUUACUCUGGAGGGUCUUCAGACAUGAUCUGUGACUUGCUGGGGGUGAAGGGUAAAGAAAUUCUGUACAUUGGAGAUCACAUCUUUGGAGACAUCCUCAAAUCCAAGAAGCGCCAGGGCUGGAGGACUUUCCUGGUGGUGCCUGAGCUGGCACGUGAACUGCAGGUCUGGACUGAGAAGAGUGCUCUUUUUGAAGAACUUCGUAAUCUUGAUAUAGUUUUGGCUGAAUUUUACAAGCAUCUCGACAGCAGCAGCAGCGAACGGCCCGAUAUCACCUCAGUUCAGAAGCGGAUUAAGGUGGUGACCCAUGAGAUGGACAUGUGCUACGGAAAGAUGGGAAGCUUGUUACGAUGUGGUUCCAGGCAGACCCUUUUUGCCAGUCAGUUGUUGCGCUAUGCUGACCUGUAUGCUGCCUCGUGUAUAAACCUCUUAUAUUACCCUUUCAGUUACCUGUUCCGAGCACCUCCUGUACUGAUGCCCCAUGAAUCAACAGUUGAGCAAAUCCCUCUGGAUAUCAGUGAUAUGGAUGGUUUCUUAGAAAAGCAUAAGAACCACUUCCAGACAGCUAGCGAGAACCACCAGGUCAGUCAAUUCCCUCUUAAAGAGAAGGUGAGUGUUGCUAUUUCCCCCUCAAGAGAGGUGACUUUGUAG